AUGACUGCGGAGCAGGCGCUGCCCCUGGGCAACGGGAAAGCGGCCGAGGAGGCGCGGGGGUCCGAGGCGCUGGGCGGCGGCGGCGGCGGGGGCGCGGCGGGGACGCGCGAGGCGCGCGACAAGGCGGUCCACGAGCGCGGCCACUGGAACAACAAGGUGGAGUUCGUGCUGAGCGUAGCUGGCGAGAUCAUCGGGCUAGGCAACGUGUGGCGCUUCCCCUACCUGUGCUACAAGAACGGCGGAGGGGCAUUCCUGAUUCCCUAUGUGGUGUUCUUCAUCUGCUGUGGAAUUCCCGUCUUCUUCCUGGAAACGGCUCUGGGGCAGUUCACAAGUGAAGGAGGCAUUACCUGCUGGAGGAAAGUCUGCCCUUUAUUUGAAGGCAUUGGCUACGCAACACAGGUGAUCGAGGCGCACCUCAAUGUCUAUUACAUCAUCAUCCUGGCGUGGGCCAUCUUCUACCUAAGCAAUUGCUUCACCACCGAGCUCCCCUGGGCCACCUGUGGGCACGAGUGGAACACAGAGAAAUGUGUGGAGUUCCAGAAGCUGAAUGUCAGCAACUACAGUCAUGUGUCCCUGCAGAAUGCCACCUCCCCGGUCAUGGAAUUCUGGGAACGCCGGGUCUUGGCUAUAUCUGAUGGUAUUGAGCACAUUGGGAACCUCCGUUGGGAGCUGGCAUUAUGUCUCCUGGCGGCUUGGACCAUCUGCUACUUCUGCAUCUGGAAGGGAACCAAGUCGACUGGAAAGGUCGUGUAUGUCACUGCAACCUUCCCCUACAUCAUGCUGCUGAUCCUCCUGAUCCGAGGUGUCACAUUGCCAGGUGCCUCUGAAGGCAUCAAGUUCUAUCUGUACCCGGACCUCUCCCGGCUCUCUGAUCCACAGGUGUGGGUGGACGCUGGGACGCAGAUCUUUUUCUCCUACGCCAUCUGCCUGGGCUGCCUGACCGCUCUGGGGAGUUACAACAACUAUAACAACAACUGCUACAGGGACUGUAUCAUGCUCUGCUGUCUUAAUAGUGGCACCAGCUUUGUGGCUGGGUUCGCCAUCUUCUCCGUCCUGGGCUUCAUGGCGUAUGAGCAAGGAGUGCCUAUUGCUGAGGUGGCAGAGUCAGGUCCUGGACUGGCUUUCAUUGCCUACCCCAAAGCUGUCACGAUGAUGCCCCUCUCCCCAUUGUGGGCCACCUUGUUCUUCAUGAUGCUCAUCUUCCUGGGCCUGGACAGUCAGUUUGUGUGCGUGGAGAGCCUCGUAACUGCCGUGGUAGACAUGUACCCCAAGGUCUUCCGGCGGGGCUACCGGCGAGAACUGCUCAUCCUGGCCCUGUCCAUCAUCUCCUAUUUCCUAGGCCUGGUGAUGCUGACAGAGGGAGGCAUGUACAUCUUCCAGCUUUUUGACUCCUAUGCUGCCAGUGGCAUGUGCUUGCUUUUUGUGGCCAUCUUUGAGUGUGUUUGCAUCGGCUGGGUGUAUGGAAGCAACCGGUUCUAUGACAACAUCGAGGACAUGAUUGGCUACCGGCCACUGUCACUCAUCAAGUGGUGCUGGAAAGUUGUGACCCCUGGGAUCUGUGCGGGCAUCUUCAUCUUCUUUCUGGUCAAGUACAAACCUCUCAAGUACAACAAUGUGUACACAUACCCGGCUUGGGGUUACGGCAUUGGUUGGCUCAUGGCUCUGUCCUCCAUGCUAUGCAUCCCGCUCUGGAUCUGCAUCAAGGUGUGGAAGACAGAGGGCACCCUUCCCGAGAAAUUACAGAAGUUGACAGUCCCCAGCGCCGAUCUGAAAAUGCGGGGCAAGCUUGGGGCCAGCCCACGGACGGUGACCGUUAAUGACUGUGAGGCCAAGGUCAAGGGCGACGGCACCAUCUCUGCCAUCACAGAGAAGGAGACACACUUCUGA
Messenger RNA from Arvicola amphibius (Eurasian water vole), 1887 nucleotides. It is a transcript of the gene Slc6a11, whose product is annotated as solute carrier family 6 member 11. Gene Ontology annotation, biological process: neurotransmitter transport; sodium ion transmembrane transport. Gene Ontology annotation, molecular function: gamma-aminobutyric acid:sodium:chloride symporter activity. The transcript is spliced from 14 exons. Gene Ontology annotation, cellular component: plasma membrane. Lineage: Eukaryota; Metazoa; Chordata; Mammalia; Rodentia; Cricetidae. The record is from RefSeq and is a predicted model, not a curated record. The coding region runs from base 1 to 1887 and encodes 628 amino acids.